UGUACUCAAAGACUGCAGGUGAAACGAAAUUGGUUAACACUCCGAAUUUAUUGAGACCUUCAUCGGGCAGCACUGAGAGAAAAUUCUCGAAAGUUCGUUUCCAGUGUAUCCACGCUUUGGAUGCUCCAGUAUCACUUGGAUCGACGCCGAAACGUUCAGGACGUAAAACUUUAUCCAUUUUUGGUUACUUGAAUAAAUUGUAGUGAAAAAUAUACACGAUUAUCAGUACAGGCUCUGGGUACGAGAUUGAUAAGGAGCCCAAGUUGUUUUCACCUGCUGACCCAUACUUUCGCAGGCUAGGGUUCCUUCUUUAAUGGCGGAUGUUUGAUCAUUUGAUGUGCUUAUGGUAUUGAUGCCUCUAUUUGUCCCAUAAAACACUACAUUAUCAGGUCUUGAAGUUGAACUAGAGCCAAAGUCAUCUCCAACAGGAAGGAAAAUGAGUAACGAUACAGUGAUCAGUAAUCCAUCCAAGUGGAUGGAAGGUCUGCCAGCCGCCAAGUGGAACUACCCAUUACAGUCGUUAGCCAUCCCUGGAUCGCAUGACUCUUGUUCAUUCUCUCUUCGCAAAGAUUUAGAAAUCAGCCCAGCUGAAUCAAAAUGGCUGAAAGCACUAGCCUUUUUGUUUGGUAAACGAGUAAAAUCCAUCGUUUAUAACUGGUCUGUAACUCAAACAUAUAAUGCAUACCAACAACUAAGCAGUGGUGUUCGCUAUCUGGACCUGCGUGUCGCUUUAAGGCCUAAAGAUGGCAUGUUCCGAGUUGUUCAUGGGUUAUAUGGAGCCCCUUUAACCGAAAUUAUGCAGCAAGUGAAACAGUUCAUUACAGAGUGCCCCAAAGAGAUUGUUAUCCUGGAUUUUAAUCAUUUCUAUAACAUGAACCAAAGUGACCAUCUGAAAUUUUCCAACUCUAUUAAAAGUGCAUUUGGCAAGCAUUUGAGACCUCCAGGAAAGCAAGGUGUGACGGUGACUUUGAAAGAGCUCUGGGAUAACCAUCAGAAUAUCCUAGUAUUUUAUAAUAAUCAUGAAAUUGUGAGCCAAAACAAAUGCUUCUGGUCUGAUAGUCAGAUCUAUUCCCCAUGGGCCAACACUGCCGACACUACUACGUUACUCAAGUUCCUAAACACUGAAACUGAAAGCCAUAACCUGCCAAAAGAUGCAAUGCAUGUUGCUCAAGCAUUGCUGUCUCCAAAUGUGUCAGUUCUGCUGGGCCAUCUCACCAGUUCUUUAAAGGAUACCCUCGCAUUGAAAGCGACAGCUUUGGUUACUUCCUGGUUGAACCAGAUAUAUGGAGAUAAGAAUCAUAAGUUUAAUAUCAUCAUCGCUGAUUUUAUUGAGUACGAUGAGUAUACAAGUACCGUCAUCAAAUGGAAUUACUGUAGUUAAAAUUCCAUUACUGACUAUUGUUUAAUGUGACAUUAAUUGUCACACGAAACAAAGCUAUUUGAGACUUUGAAAAAGCAAAAUACAGCCUUGAUUCUGUGCACUUUGUUACUGAUCGCUUAAUCAAAAUAUCAUGCUAGUACCUAAAGGUACAUGGCCCAAACUGUGGGAAGGUACAUGGGAAAAUUCAUUUAAUUAACAGAAGUCUACUUGUAUUUCCCAUUAAUCUGUCACAACUUUUGUCUCUAUCAGUACAUAGCAAUGAAAACGUUUUAUGGUAAUGAUUGCAAGAUUUCAUGUUUUGAUAUUUUUAAAUAAGAUUAUAAAACAAAUUAGGUAAACUAAUAAACAUGAGUGUCAUAUUUACUAUCAACCUUAGAAUUUUUAGAAAGUUUAAUGAAAAAUAUAGGAUAUAUAUAAUUGUACAAAAUCCUGAACUAACAUUUAAAAAAGACUAAUAUCAUUCCAUUAUUGAUAAUUAUAAUGCAGGCAUUAAGUUAAUGUAGCUUGCUGUGUAGUAUUUUCGUUGUAGUUUACCAUAUUGUCAAUGGUGUAAUAAUAAUGGAAUAUAAAAAACCUUAGAAUUUAAGGUUUAAUAGUCGCAUAACUGUACAAAUGCUGUUAACAUUUUAAGAAACUAUAAUUACUUAUUUAAUUCCAUUAUUGACAAUGCAGGCAUUUUUAUUUUUAUUUUAUUUUAUAAGAUAUCAUUUUGUAUAUUGCUGUAAAAUAAUAAUAAUAAUAAUAGAUUAAUUAAUAAUUAAUAAAUGUUUGCAAAUGGAAUGAUUUUUGGGUUUUAUGAGGCAAACCAAAAUAUUGCCAACCAUGUUAGUAUUGCACAUCUAUUUGUAUUUCUUGUUAAUGAGCUGUGUUGAUAGUGUGCUGUACAUAAAAUGAAAAAAACUGUAUUCAAGUAAAUCAAUAAAACAUUGUAACCAUG
Messenger RNA from Actinia tenebrosa (Australian red waratah sea anemone), 2318 nucleotides. RefSeq names its product PI-PLC X domain-containing protein 3. Gene Ontology annotation, biological process: lipid metabolic process. NCBI's taxonomy places the organism in Eukaryota, Metazoa, Cnidaria, Anthozoa, Actiniaria, Actiniidae. The record is from RefSeq and is a predicted model, not a curated record. Gene Ontology annotation, molecular function: phosphoric diester hydrolase activity.